Molecule: messenger RNA, 1959 nt
Organism: Colletotrichum spaethianum
Lineage: Eukaryota; Fungi; Ascomycota; Sordariomycetes; Glomerellales; Glomerellaceae
Exons: 2
Coding region: 1-1959 (652 amino acids)
Source: RefSeq, a predicted model, not a curated record
AUGUCGUCGCGUCCUGGUUGGCCACCACCGCCAUUGAAAGGCAAAGCACGAAAGGAGACCAAGAAACAUCAAGUUCUCGAGAAUUCUGUGCUUCUCCCGGAAGUCAGGCCCAACCGUGUUAUCGCCAUAAGGGAGUUUGUACCGCUGGCUCAUUUCAUCUCUGAAAAGCUCUCAGAUCCUUUCAACGUCCCUGAAUACUUUGCUUCAGCCCUGAAUUGGGUCAUUGAAACUCGUAGGCGCUUCUCCAGCUUACUAGGAGGAAUCCGGAGGUUCCAAGAGUUCCACAGUGAUAAGAAACAUGUCUUCUUUGUCACUGUUCUGGAACGGGUUCGUGAGGCUUUCAAGCCACACGUUGAUAAGUUCGAUGUAUCUGGCCUGAAAGACGCCGCAAGCAGGAUCAGCCACAGUGGUACAACCGACUCCAAAAACGGCAACGGACCGAAGAACAUGUUUGACGCGUUGAACUUCUACGAACCGUCUCAGAGUUUUCUGGCAGCCCCCGAUAUCGACCGCCCUGCGCAAGCCCUUGCAGAGUACGUUGCUGAGGAGGAUGACUCCGUGACUGAAGCUCUUUUCAUCUACACCGCGUUCCUCAAAGAUCUUGCUCAACUUCAGGAUGAAAUACUUGAGUUGUGGAGCGAGUACAAAAAGGGCAGCGUAGACCUAGCUGCUGUCUCGGUGGCUACCAACACUGCUCUCCAACUCGCACGCAACAUGGAACAGGGCAUAGCACCUGCCAUGGAAAAACUUGAAGGUGCCAUGGGUGCUAUUCACAUGUUUUAUGAAGCCGCCUGUGCAGCACGAGGAUUAGAUCCUCUUGAAAAAGAGAAUUUUGGCGACGACUUCAAUUACAAGUGUUACCAAGACGGCUCCGAGCUUUGUUUUAAUACUUUCAGCCUUCUCAACUCUUUCAAUAGUAAGGUUACCGAUCUCCCUACCUAUAAUGGGAAGUUCGGCUGGUACGAUGAUGCGAUUCGAGCCAGAAACAACCGUGAGCGAUGGCAAGAGGAUAAAGCAGCGCUUCUCGAAGUCUUUGUAGACCAAGCUUUGCUCUUUCAAUUACUGAGGGCAGUUCCAGUUCACGACGAAUUCACCAAAGGGCUAAAGACGAUGCUGGAAACCCGCAAGAUCCCAGUAUGGCUUUGCUUCGCGGCGCAGGUGUACCUUGACGUCCUCAAAUUUCUCGGUCCCUUUGUGCGGAAUAGUGAGAAAGACUUCCAAAGAUUCAUAGGAUCUAUCGCGGACAGUGUCAGCAAGGCUUUGCGUCACCUCGGCAAUCGAGAAGCUACCGUCAAGGAAAAUAUGCAGGAUUGCCACAAGUUGGCCACGAUGUGGGAUCCCGGUAAAGAUUCCUUCAAUGCGAUACGCAUUGCCUCGGGGCUUCAGGAUAGGCGAUCCAACUUCUUGGAGCAUCAUCCAAUGUACUUUGGCCUGCAUCUGCACUACGUUCGGGUACUGUUUCACCGUGCCGGCAUUGAGUACGCCGCGAAGCCAGGCAACAUCAUGCACGGCAUCCAGCUCUACCAAGCUGUGCAACAGGAGGGUCUCCUCGCCAGUAGAUACAACUGGAGUGUUCUUGACCUGAUGCUUGAGUCCCAGGGCAACUCAACUUUCUUCGUUGGAGAUCCCCCCAAGUCCCCGGACGCUUACUUCAAGAACUUUGGUUUGUCCAAAGGAGUGUCAGCGGCGCAGUGGGUACAAAAACGAAACAACAGCAAACGUGUGACGACGUCAAAGGCCGGUAUCCGCUACAUGAAGUUCAAGGGCAUCUGCUCGAUGUCUUUUGCUCCCAGAAUCGCAGUUGAUUCGGAUUCAAGAGGGCUGAACGCCGAGGUUAUUAAUUUAAUUCUCGAAAAAAGCGGAUGUAUGAGAAAAGUAGAACCCUCUAGCAAUGCUGUAUUAUCAAGCGUGGUCGACAACAGCUCGAAGGGUCAGAAUGAAGAGGUAAAGGUAAUGUAG